Messenger RNA from Lasiosphaeria miniovina, 1173 nucleotides. RefSeq lists its product as uncharacterized. Lineage: Eukaryota; Fungi; Ascomycota; Sordariomycetes; Sordariales; Lasiosphaeriaceae. Bases 157 to 1065 code for a protein of 302 amino acids. The record is from RefSeq and is a predicted model, not a curated record. The transcript has 2 exons.
UAGCAGGCGGCGACGAACGGAGCUACCUCAAGCUAGUUAGAGUUGGACGGCUGGAGAGAGCCCCGGAGAGCCCAGGCCUUGCGGGCAGAGCUACAGGACAGGACGGCCAAAUAGACGCUUGAGUCGGGAUUGGGCACGUCGUCGACGCCGUGGGCAAUGGGCGUCGGGCGGGGGGGGGCGACUAUCGAACAGAGUCACAGACAGACAGACAGACAGACAAGCAACCAUUGCUCUAUCGCUCUCGCCCGUUCGCCCUUCGCCUCUAGUCUGUUGAGAGACCUUCCGCGACAGCAGCGGUACAUGCAGCACGGCAGCGGGAGACUCGCGGGAGACUCGCGGGAGAGCUGUUCUGGCCCUGUCUCCGUCAAGCCCUGGUCUUGGGUCUCUCGAAUGUACGUCCAUACAUACUCCACUUCAACUACAGGGUCCCUGAUGGAAGCUAUGUUGGGCAAGGUAGGUAAGGUAGUUACUGUGUUGAGAACAAGCCGGAGCCACAGACGACGUCCCAAUGAGGCAUACGCCAGUUUCUGGCUGCGCGGGGGCGUGCACGCUGGGAAUGGCAGAGCGGAGACGGCCCAGGAAAGCCAUGGCAGUAGAUCCGAGAUCGAAUCAGAGAUCGCUACAGGGUGUGGGUUGCGGGCCUUCUGCUGCCCUCGCCCAACGUGCCUCUCCCAAGCCGGAGGAUGCAGCAACGGGGGGCGCGGUCCCAGAGGGACAGCCCUGAGGCGCCCGGAGAGGCUCGACCAUCCAGAGAGGAGACCAGAGGAGAGGAGAAGAGAGAGAACAGGAGGAGCCCCUAUGUGCAGUACCAACAGGGGCAGCUGGAAAGCCUGGGCGGGCACUGGGCAGCUCACAAAAAGCAGCAUGGACUUGGACUGGACUGCAACUGGAAGCAACUCAAGCGACGAUGGAUGCCCCCGUGAUUGGGUUGGAGGUAACGAAUGGUGGUGGAGCGACCGCCCUGGCUCAGGUUGGGCAGAAAUGGCCUUACGGGCAUCGAUACCCAAAGCCCGCUCCAGUCCAGUGGCAUGCCAUAGGCGUGCAGCCGCUUCCACACCCGAUUAGAAGAGCCGAGAAGCUUGCCAGGGUUCGCCAGGGUUUCGCCUGGACCGUGGACACUGGGCGCCCCCGUGAGAACCCCCGUUUUUUUUUUGGCGCCUUUUCCCGGGUCGC